UCACUUCUUUCAAACAUUACUUGUAUUGUAGGUCACUGGAAGAAAAAAUGGCCGAUGAUCUUUCAGUAGGUUUCUACAUAGGAGAACUUAAUAAAUACUGUCAGAAGAACAACAUAGAUGUUAAUUAUCGUGAAGUGUCUAAGACAGGACCGCCACAUGACUUAAGGUUUACAAUUCAAGUUAUAUUGGAUGGGAGACAAUUUCCAGAAGCUAAAGGCAGAUCAAAGAAGGAAGCAAAAAAUGCUGCAGCCAAAUUAACUCUUGGAAUACUUAAAGAAGAACGGGAAUCUGGUCCUUUAACCCUGCCGACAACAGAUACUUCAGAUGAUUUGUCCAGUGAGAAUUUCAUAGGUCGUCUUGAUAGGAUUGCCCAAAAGGAAAGACUCUCUGUAAAUUAUGAACAAAGAAGUGAAUUGAACCCCAGUGGAACCGGAAGGUGAGAUGAAG
Messenger RNA from Myotis davidii, 447 nucleotides. RefSeq names its product eukaryotic translation initiation factor 2 alpha kinase 2 (gene EIF2AK2). The transcript has 3 exons. Lineage: Eukaryota; Metazoa; Chordata; Mammalia; Chiroptera; Vespertilionidae. The coding region runs from base 48 to 440 and encodes 130 amino acids. The record is from RefSeq and is a predicted model, not a curated record.